This is a messenger RNA of Syngnathus typhle (broad-nosed pipefish), 4360 nucleotides long. It is a transcript of the gene kitlga, whose product is annotated as kit ligand a. The record is from RefSeq and is a predicted model, not a curated record. Gene Ontology annotation, molecular function: cytokine activity; stem cell factor receptor binding. Gene Ontology annotation, biological process: positive regulation of cell population proliferation; cell adhesion. Gene Ontology annotation, cellular component: plasma membrane. NCBI's taxonomy places the organism in Eukaryota, Metazoa, Chordata, Actinopteri, Syngnathiformes, Syngnathidae. The coding region runs from base 433 to 1245 and encodes 270 amino acids. The transcript is spliced from 10 exons.
GCGGCGGAAGAAGAGGCCGCCUCUUUCUCUCUCUCUCUCUCUCCCCUCCCUCCUUCCCUCUCUCUCUCUCUCUCUCUUUUCGCUCUUGCUCUCUCGCUGUAGUUUGCAUCCAUAUUAUAAAGCUUUUCGCCCUUCCUGCGCGGAAGCCUUCUGGAUGUACGUGUGCCGCUCCGACGCUUUUUGCACGCCGCCUGCACAACGCACUCAUGCACUCACUCACUCAUUGACUUGAGUCGUCAGAACACCUCCUCCAACCACGAGCAGCAACUUCAAUUUUUGAAAACUUUUUUUUUUUUUUUUGCCUCCUCUUCUGGGAUACUAAUUUUGACGCGUUGGAUAUGUGCACACAAGAUGAUGACAACCCCUUUCCUGCCCGUAGAAGUAAAAUAAAAUAGGCUUUCGCGCACUCGAGCUUGUCCCCUGUCGUUCCAUAUGAAGAAGCCAAAAAUUCGGAUAGGCGUCUGUGUCCAUUUACUGCUGCUGAUCACGCUCGGGGUGCAUUCAAGUAAAUUUGACGUCAACCCAGUGACAGAUGACGUGUCAAGACUCUCGAUUUUGAAACAUAAUAUUCCCAAAGACUACAAAAUUCCUGUACAUUACAUUCCGAGAGAAGAGGGUGGGAUGUGCUGGGUAAAGCUCAACGUCUUCUACCUGGAGGAGAGUUUACAAGACUUAGCGCACAAGUUUGGCAACAUUUCGUCCAACAGAAAAGACAUUAGCAUAUUUAUACAAAUGCUCCAAGAGCUACGACUCAAUAUGGGCUCCGUGGAAGCCAUCAUGUACGACUUUGAAUGCCACUACCGUGAGGAGCGGUGGCCCACGGAGCAAUACUUUGCGUUUGUGUCCGACUUCCUGGUCAGCGCUCAGCACAGAGCCGACUCGGACGACUGCGAGCCUCCUCCGUGCCCCACCACCCCCCAAACACAAACAGAACAAUAUUUAAAAGAAUUGCCGUCGUCCAGCAGUAAAAGCUCCGAGUGUGACACAUCCACAGACUGCCAAACACACCAAGAAGCGCGUCUGCUUCCGGAGGUUGUGGAGCGAAGUCUUCUAUCUUUACUCUUUGUCCCGUUCCUGGCACUCAUCCUGCUGCUCGUAUGGAAGCUCAGAUCGCGACGGAACAGCCGAGAUCUUCCGCAGAUUCCCGGAGAAGACGUUCACUUCACAAGUACGGAAAGGAGCGCACCCCCGCUAGAUUCUCGAAUUACAGAAAAAAACAAGUUGAACAUGAUUGAAACUGUGUAAAAGAACUGCUUCAGCUGGUGAUGAAAGUAUCAUUCCAUAGAGUGAGUAACCACAAUGGGGAUUCCAAGAAACAAGCAAAGAAAGAAAGAAAAAAAGACAACUGCUUCCUCUGUCUGCUGCCACCGCCACCAGCAACCACCAUUUUGUCAGCUCUCAUCAACCCUUCUACUGUAUGGAUACGCUUUUCCAUUUUGCUUUAAGACUGGCUUUGUUCAUUGAGGAGUAAGAAAAACAAGAAAGACUGACGUUGCUUUAAAAGAAGCCCCUUCCCCAGUAUUUCUUCUCCCGGACUUGAUGGCCUCCUCACAAACUUUAAGCAAGAAGACAAUGCCAGACUGUGACCACAUUGCCCCCCCCCGCCCCCCUUCCACCUCCACUCACUGGAUAUCCCGCACACUUCGUCCACAUUCUCAAGAUCAACUUUGCCGUUUGAGUCUCCCUGUGGGGCUUGUACGCUCUAUUUAUUUAUUGCCCAUUGCAGAAGCACCCUUGCGUUUCACCCCCCGACCCCCGAGUAGGUAGCGGGACUGUUGGCUGAAGGCACAGGGUGGGAAAAGAUGACACACUCAAAUACAGUGGAUCCUUCCAAAUGCAAAUGAGCACGCGCUAAAAAGUACUUUUUAAAAACAAUUUGAACUGUUCUACAACGCAUUAACCAUUGUUGUUGUUUUUUUUAUUAUCCUCCGUAUGAAAAAUUGCAAAUAAUCUUUUUAUUUUUUCCACUCCAACAAUAGUAACUGCGAUACAGGUGUAACAAUAAUUAUUAUACUAAUAGUAUAUCGUGUAAAACAAUUACAUUUUUGGUUCCAGGCUCAAACUGUGGCCACUGUAAAAGCUUUACUCAUACAGGCAAUAUGUUCAUUUACAUCUUUAGGUGUUAUCUAAGUGUUAAAAGAAGCUAACCACUGUAAAAACCAACAUGAGGUGCAAAAAUGUAUAAAAUUGGAGUGUCUACUGUAUACAAACAAAUGCUAGCUUCUAUGCUAACUCAGAAAAAUGACUAAAGAAUGCAAAAAAAAAAAAAAAAGAGCCAUGAAUGCUCAUUAGCAUCUUUAGCCUAGCUGGUUUCCAUUUUGCCUUCCUGUCUCAGAUCAAAUCUGAUUCACGUCAAAGACAAAAGGCUACAUCAAUUAGCGUAGCGCCAGUGGAGGCGAACCAUAUGAAACGGUCACCCUGGGAGGCUGCUUUGCGGCUAACAAACAGCAGAUGUCUUCAUCCAGCCGUGCGUUUUCUUCCAUUGUAAAGCUAACUCGUCGAAAUCUACAAGCAUGAGUCAUCAGGAUUGCAUGUUUCACAAAUGCUACAUUCACACGUGUUUAUGCAAACAAUUAUUGGCUCCAAAGUGUAAUUCAUGGAACAUGAUGAAAUUAUAAAUUUCCCCCAAAAAAUGUCACUUAUAAUUUAAAGAAAAAAAAAAGAAGUAAAGAUUAAAAGAAAAACACUAACACAAAGCAUCUGAUGAAAUACUGAUUACCGUAUUUUCCGGACUAUAAGGCGCACCUAAAACCUAAAAUUUUCUCAAAAGCAGACAGUGCGCCUUAUAGUCCAGUGCGCCUUAUAUAUGGACCAAAUUCCUAAAUUUAAACUGGCCCAAAGCAUUGUGUUAUGAAAUCAAUCAUAAGUGGCCUGCUGAAGACUAGGAAUCAUGAAUCACAAAGACUAUGGAUCAUUAUUUUGUGAUUAUAAAGUUGUUUGUUGCAUCUGAAGUUGAAAUAAAAAAGCUAAAAUGGAGAAUGAUUUGAUUUGGAUUACAAAUCUGACAUGAUGCAAUAAUGGUGCGCCUUAUAGUCCGGUGCGCCUUAUAUAUGGACAAGGUUUUAAAAUGGGCCAUUCAUUGAAGGUGCGCCUUAUAGUCCGGUGCGCCUUAUAGUCCGGAAAAUACGGUACUUGUGUAAUUUGGACUAUAAGUAAAUUUGACCCCAUGAACGCAGUUCGGAAAAUGAAUUAAAGUAAUUUUGAAAUUUAAACAAAAAAUUAACAGUACAAGCAAAAAAAAAAAAGGACAAAUUUAAACUAGAACUGAGACAAAUUAAGCAUGUAACAUGCUAACUAAAUUUUAUGAAAUCUAAAGACAAAAAAGCACCCAUUGUGGUAUCAGGUAUUGUCAAAACAUUUACACUAUAUUAAUUAUUUAAUAUACUAGUCAUUUCAACUUAACUGUAAAUAUAUUUCAAAAGAAAAUUUUAAUUUGAAAAAUACAGUAUAAAAUCAGUCCAUGAUGGUGUCAGGUACUGGGUUUAUUUUAAAUUGAAAAAAGUCAUUUUAAAUUGUUAUGCGACUAUGUUCAAAUGUCUUUCAUCCGUCCAAAAAUAGAAUUGUUUUAAUAAUAAUGAUAAUAAUUGAACUCCAAAUUGCCCAUGUGAGUCUCAGGUAUUGUCCAAACGUCGGCAAUUGAUGUAAGAGUCGUAAUCUGAUGUCACCGUGAAUCACAAUCAGUUGCUUUCUCGUUAAUGCCCACAUCAACGACACUGUAACUAAAAUGGAUCAAGUUCUCUUUGAAAGAUUUUUAACCCAAGUCCCCUUGUGCCUUUUGUUUGGUUAGUUCUCAACUCCUGCUUUGUGAUUAACGGUCAAUCAAUCCCAGACAACUGGCAGAACCGUCAAUGAACGGAUUCCUUGCGCAUCUUUGCAAUCCACCCGUUUGCAUUUGGCACCUUUGCUAACAUGUCAGCCUACAAAAAAGGAGCUCAUUUAUCCCGCACGGUUCCCGAGAUACUUCUGCCACUUUUUCUCUGCCCGCCUUUCCAUCCCCACACACUGACUUUUGACGAAAGCUGUGAAUGAAGCAAAAUACGGUGGUGGUGCGUUUGUCUUGAGAAGUUCUGUUGUUCCUACUGAUCCCGAAAGAUAUUAUCUUUUCUUUCUAAAAAAUAGAAAAUUUAAAAAAGAAUCACGGUGGGACAAUCACAACGUCCAGACAAUAAAAUAAGCUUGGUGGGCUCACAAAAAAAAAGAAAGGCAGAUAUUGAUAUUAUUGUUAUUAUUAUUAUUACUAUUAUUAAGAAGAUGAUGAAUGCCCAGCUGCUACUCUGGGUGAGAACUCUACUGUAUUCUGUAUUUUUGUAUAAAUGUAAACAAGCAUACAUCCAAUAUGAAUAAAGUACGUGUAUCCUGA